Lycium ferocissimum is the source of this 1599-nucleotide messenger RNA. RefSeq lists its product as uncharacterized. The record is from RefSeq and is a predicted model, not a curated record. Lineage: Eukaryota; Viridiplantae; Streptophyta; Magnoliopsida; Solanales; Solanaceae. The coding region runs from base 1 to 1599 and encodes 532 amino acids. The transcript has 5 exons.
AUGCACAAAGCUAUGAUCACAGGAGAUAUACCACCAAAGCAAGUUGCAAACAACAAGAAGCAGAACAGCAAAAAAGCAAUCAGAGGUAAAAGUGUACCGCCAACAGGGGUUGGAGGUGAUGAUUACCAGGUGGAGACCCAAAUGGAUACAGAGCAGUUGCCCUCCCUGAAACUUACAAAAGUGAUUGGAGGUCAAGAAUUGGUAAUUUCUAUAGUAUAUGCCAACACAGAUAGGGCAACUAAAGUUACUCUAUGGAAUGAUCUUCUUCAUAUUUCAAAUAUUAUUAACUUACCUUGGUUAGUUAGGGGUGAUUUUAAUGUUCUAAUGGAUGAAAUAGAGAAAUUUAGAGAGUUAGAGAUGCCUUUUGUGGAAGUGGAGGAUUUCAAUCAGUGUAUUAAUAUGUGUCAGCUUACAAAUUUGGGGUUUAAAGGUAGUAUGUACACAUGGUGGAAUGGUAGAUCAGAUGAGCAAUGCAUUUUUAAGAGGCUAGACAAAUGUUUAGCUAAUCAGGGAUUGCAGGAUAUGUACCCAAACAUUGAAGUGGAGCACCUCAUUAAGCAGGGAUCAGAUUAUUCACCUUUGCUGAUAAAUUGUAAGGAGGAGAGCAGGGUAAUCAAAAAGUCAUUCAGGUUUUUGAAUUUCUGGAUUAAGCAUCCUACUUUUCUAGAUGUGGUGAAGGAUAAUUUGAUUGACACUUUAGAAGAGGUAGUUGAAGUUCAUGAACAGGAAUUUGAGGAAAAUCCUUCUGGGGCCAAUAGAGAGAGGUUACAAAGGGUGCAAGCUGAACUUAUCAAAUUCUAUGCAGUAGAGGAGCAGUUUUGGAAGCAGAAGUCGGGAAUGCAAUGGUUCAUGGAUGGAGACAGAAAUACUACUUUUUUUCACGCUCAUGUCCAAGGCAAAAGAAAGAAGCUAUACAUUACUUGCACUAAUUUAGUGUCAUUACCUAAGAAGAAUGAAGUGCUUGCAUUUUCAUAUUUGAGGCCUAUAAGCUUGAGUAACUUCAUUAGCAAAGUUUUCUCCAGGAUUAUUCAUGAGAGAUUGGUAAAGUUGUUACCAAAUAUUAUCUCACCUCAGCAGACAGGUUUUGUCAAAGGAAGGAGCAUUGUGGAAAAUAUUUUCCUUGUUCAGGAAAUUGAACAUGAUAUCAGAAUUAGGCGUAAACCUACCAACACAGUUAUUAAACUGGAUAUGGCAAAGGCUUAUGACAGGAUGAUCAUGGAAACUUUGACUGAUUAUGAGAAGAUUAGUCGCCAAAAAAUCAAUAAAGAUAAGAGUGUUUUAUACUUACAUCACUCUGUAUCACAGACAGUGGCCAACGAUGUGGUUGAGAAGACAAGUAUUCCUAGAAAAGAUUUACCUUUUACUUAUCUAGGAGUACCAAUAUACUAUGGCAGGAGGAGGAUUUGUCACUUUAAGGAGAUCAUUGAAAAGAUACAGAGAAGGCUAAGCUUAUGGACAGGCAAACUUUUACCUAUAGGGGGAAGCACUACUCUGGUUAAGCAUGUCUUUCAGAGCAUGCCAAUACACUUAUUGUCAGCAUGUGACCCACCUUCAGGAGUAUUUGCUCAAAUUCAUAGAUUAUUGGCUAAGUUUUUCUAG